CGGCACGCAACCAGAAAGUUGCCCGGAUUGAAGGCCGAGCCUUCUCUUCAUGAAUGGAGAAUUUUAGGGUUGCCUUUGGUCAUCGAUUUGUGGAGAUUGCGGCUAGGAGGGGGAUCGCAAGUGAGGAAAUUAAGCGGACAUACAGACCAAGGAUAAUCCUUUGUCCUUCUCCCUUCAGUGUGUUUGUAAGAGCGGCUGCUUUGCACAGCGUGAACUUUUCAUUGAGGUCACGAGCCUAGAGUCGCAGGCGCAGUAAAGUAGCAAGCAAAGAUGGGGGAGAACAUGUUCCAGAGUUAUGAGAGGCAAUACACGGAGUUGCUAGCCAGCUUAAAGAGGAAAGUGGAGAAUGUUUCUCUUUUAUCUGGAGAGCAGAAGAAGCAGAAACUGAAGGAGUUGCAGCAGGGGAUUGAUGAGUCAGAGGCUCUGAUCCGGAAGAUGGACUUGGAGGCACGGAGCUUCUCCAAGGCGGAGCUGGUCACCCUGAAGUCCAAGCUGGCUGAGUACAAAGCAGGCCUCAAUAACGUCAAGAAAGAGGCGAAGAAGGCGAGCGCUGCGCUGCCGGAUGAGGUGGCGGCCAGGCAGGAGCUGAUGGAGAGGGGGUUGGGAGAACCCCUGGGGUCGGUCUCUGCGGACCAGAGGAACCGGUUGCUGCAGACGACUGACCGGUUGAACCAGUCGGGAGAGCGGAUCAAGGAGAGCAAGCGGGUGGCGAUAGAGACCGAGGACAUUGGAGCACAGAUUCUGGGCAGCCUCUCACAACAACGGGAGACGCUCCUGCAUGCGCGCGGGACGCUCCAUGGUGUUGACGACAAUAUUGGAAAGAGCAGGCAGAUCUUGAACAGAAUGGCCCAAAGGAUCCGGACCAACAAGAUCAUCAUGUACGGUAUUAUUGCGGCGCUCGUUUUUGCCAUAAUCCUCAUCCUCUAUUUCAAAUUCAAGAAACACUAAGUAACUGGGAAGACCUGACAUGAGACCAGACGCUGUGUACAUUAAGCAAGCUGUGCUGAUAAAACACGCAAUCUCUUUAUAAAGAGACUAACUUGAAGAUUAUUCUUGUCCACUCAUUUGACGCAUUAUAGUUACUCAUCAGCCU
This is a messenger RNA of Klebsormidium nitens, 1093 nucleotides long. The record is from the annotation of a GenBank genome assembly. NCBI's taxonomy places the organism in Eukaryota, Viridiplantae, Streptophyta, Klebsormidiophyceae, Klebsormidiales, Klebsormidiaceae.